UUACCACCCGCCCUUUCCUAUAUAACACUGCCCCGCCAGCCUCCUCCGCUGUCCGCUUACCUUCCCCCUUCUCUUCCGGGCCAGUUCGGUCGAUCGGAACUGAAUCCCGCAUUUGUACUUCCUUCCCUUUCCCUUUCGUUGGAGGAUUUCUGAGGAGAUUGGAACUUGGCUGGAUAUCUUAAGGGAUUUAGGUCUUUGAGGCUUGGGAUGACGAUCUCGAAUGGGGACGGGGAUUCGGCAGCUAAGGAUGGCAGAAGGGAGAGGAAGCGGAAGCGCCGGGCGGAGCCAUCACUGGUUAAGUGGAAGACGGAGGGCGAGCAGAAGACCUACUCCUCCAAGCUCAUCGAGGCCCUCCGGCGCGUGCGCCGAUCAUCUGCUACGGGAGCGGCGUCAGCGGCCACGGACCACUCGCGUAGCCGCGCCGUACGGGAGGCGGCGGACCGGGCGCUGGCGGCCGCGGCGCGAGGCCGGACGCGGUGGAGCCGCGCGAUCCUCUGCGGCCGGACGCUCAAGCGCAGGGUCCUUCCGCGGGCCGGCCGACCGAAACCCGUCGGGCCGGCCCGGGCGGCGGAGAGGAGCAAGCCGCCGGCCCUGAAGACGAAGGCGAGGGUCCUAGGCCGGCUGGUCCCCGGCUGCCGCAAGCUGCCCUUGCCAUCGCUUCUAGAGGAGGUAUCGGACUACAUCGCGGCGCUCGAGAUGCAGGUCCGGGCCAUGAGCGUGAUCGCAGAGGCCCUCUCUGCCGUCGGCGGAGCCCCGUCACCGGCUCAAACGGAGGGGCCGAUAUGAAUCGGAUGCGAUCGCCGAAGGUCCUCCUCUUCUCCUCUCUAUUUUUGCUGCUAAUCUUUGAUUUGCUGUCGCCGGUAGCUCCGCAUUUUGUUUAGUAUGUGCACUACUCUCUGGCUUUCGUUUUCUCCUUUCUUCUCUUUCGAAGGAGCUCCACUUCACAUGUUACCCACACCAUUUCAUAUUUGCAUUCCACCUAUUUCAUCGAUCAAGAAACUGAGUUACCGCUGUAAUUUAUGGAAAGAUAAUAUGUAUAUUGGUCUUGGUGGAUUGGGACAUAACUCUAUGUAUGUGUACAUCUGUUUGAGCCACAUCCGUCAGGGUGGAGGUCAAUUGGAACAAUCAUCAUCAUCUACUUACACUCGUGAGAGUCUUUGGAUUCCCCUUGUUUGAGUGAUGGAAGGAAAUGUACAUGUGCAAGUGGAUAGAAUUCAUGUGAAUCCGACUUUACAGCAAGGAGAGAGAAGCGUUCGAGGCAUUGGAUGGCUGGGUCCGAAGGCAAAGGUGAGGGUAACAAACAAAGCAGACGUAACUGUGUCAACUGCACAGCACAUGGAUGUUGAGGAGGUUGAGAAUAGAUCCAUGUGAGGGGGUGCCAUGGGUUCAUGGUGCCCUUUCUCUGCCCUCUCUCUGCCUGUUGCCAACAUGAGACAUGUUUUUACUGCCAUCACGAUAACAGACUCCACGGAGGCUUCCAAGGGAGUGAGGAGAAUAUUAACUGGCACCUUUAGAAAGAUAAUUUUAUAAGAUUAAAAAUUUAAAAAAAAUACUUUUAUUGAAGUAAUCGAAUUAAAUAUUUUAUUUUUAUAAAUAUAAAAAAAAAAAAAUUAAUAUAAUUUGUGAAAGUAUAAAAAUUGGGAUGAGUAGUAAUAGCCCGAUCGGAGACUGCUCCUUUCCCUACGCACACCCGCACGGUCAAGCAGAUCCAGGCCGUCCACCCUCUUGAGAGCUUCACCGCCUCGACGUCUGCCGUCGAGAAGCGCCGUCGCUGCGGCCAGAUCGAGUAGCUUAUCGAGGAGGCCGAGGACGAGCUCAAGCUCGUCGCCGAGAUGAUCGGGUCUCCUGUGAGAUGUCAUCUCGCUGGUAGAGACCAGGGAAGGGUGGUUGACUUGGAACCAAAUGCCCGUCCUCCACCAAGCAUUGGGCCGCAGCUAUUUGAUUGGGUUGGGACUGUGCUUGGGAGGCGUACAUGGUGAUCUGAGCUUGUGUCUCAGCUAGCUCACGUUGAACGACACUAAUCUCCCUCUGCAACAUUGAGAUGAACCCAACACUCCCAUAAACCGGAUCCUGCACACGCCAGUAGGCCUCCAUCGCAAUGGCAUCUGCGGCUUGUCUUCUGUGCUCCACUGGAAUUUGCUGCGAGAUGCACAUUCUGAUGUCAGUAUCUUCUUAAAAUGUGGCACACAACUUCAAUGCCUUUACUGUUAGUUUUAUGACUUGGUAAGGGUGUCUUUAAGGUUAUAAGGAAAUAUUUCCCACAGAAUUCUAGACAUGCAAGGUUGAAUUGUCAUCAUGAAGAGGGUAUACGUUAUUCUAUUAGUGAUGUUACUGAUAACUACUUGUUGGUUGAUUGCAGGUUCUCCAAUAGAACAAUACAGUGAGGCAGCUGCAAUCAGGGAAGGUCUCCAGUAUCUUUUUAAGAGAUAAAAAUGCGAAGAAUGCAUGUUGAAGCAGAUCCAAAGACGACGAUAUACAUCUAAGACAUACUGUGGACUUCAAAUUCUCACAAGUAUACUGGCAAGUUCACGGUAGUUGUGAUCAUGAACUGGUGAUUGCAACCACAAGGAGAAGUGUUGGAGGAAGAACACAAACCUGCAGCAUUCGAGCGACGUUGCUGGCCCCAAAGAUUCUGUGAACGCAGGCAAAUCUAUGGGGGUUGGCGGAGGGGAAGUAAGGCGCCAACACGCAGUCCUCACAGCAUCUCCUCCUCAGAUACCGACACGCCGCGCAUCGAGUUGGAUUCGACAUGGCGGCUCACGUUGUCGGCGCUUCUUAGAUUGACCGAUUUAUUGCGACGGAGGGAGCUCCCCAUCAAGGAAAGCUCAACGGCUAGUGAUUUGAACAGGAGAGGGAAGAACAUGGAAGAUGUGAUUUUUGAGAUGAUUGGCGGCGUUCUAAAUGGUUAUUCGUAGAUAUGCUGACGAUAUUGUAUAGGUUGCGUUGCGGCUUUAAAGGAUAAGGGAGUAAGAAGCCUCUUUUGUGAUUAGUAGUUUUGAAUUUUGUUUAUCAUGGAUGCACAGAGAUCAAUCGAGAGAGAUGUUGUUGUGGAUCUGGAAAGUGGCAUGAAUGCACUAAUCAACCAACGAGAGGGAGCAAAAGAUGUGGACUUGAGUGCGGGGCAGGGGAGAAGAGUGAUGAAUAAGGGAUGGGGUGGUCUUAUGGGCAUCGAUGGGUUCAUGCAUGUUGAAGAAGCUGCGAAAUCAGCAAACAUUAUGACAAGUUGUUCUGCGCUUCCUCUGACAAAUGCUGAAGCUUCAGUGGACAAGAGAGACAGAGGAGAGGAAGGCCCAAACCUGUUGGAGAAGAAGGUGGGAGCCGAGAAGACUAAAAAGAAGGGCUGUAAGAAGCCUCCAAAACCUCCCCGGCCUCCCAAGUCACCACCUUUGGAUGCUGCUGAUCAGAAGCUGAUAAGGGAGAUCUCUGAGCUUGCCAUGAUGAAGCGGGCAAGGAUCGAGCGAAUGAAACUGAAGAUGAAGAAUGCCAAGUCGACAUCUUCUAAUGGCAACUUGUGUGCCUUGGUUGUUACCAUUCUUUUCUGCCUUGUUAUAAUCUGGCAAGGAGCUUUCUCUGGAGGCAAUUCUACUGCUGGAUUUCAUGGUUCCCCUGAAUCUUCCCUAAGGAUUGGCAGUGGAUUGAUCUCCGUUCGAAUCCACAAGAAGGCCUCGGAAAAUGGCCGUAAUAUGCCUUACUCAGCAACUCCAAAUAACGGGGAACCAGUUUCUUGAUGAGAUUACCAUUUGAAAGCGAGCAGACUUCUGAAGAUUCAAACUCAAAUCCUGCAAUCCCAGAGAUAGUAACCUUCAUCAGACCUCAUUCUAAACGACUUAUUUCUCCUUUUUCUUCUUUUAUUUUUCGGAGGCCGAUAUCUGCAUUGUGUUUUCUCGUUAUUAUGGUUUGUACAUAUGAGCAGACAACUCCUUUCAGAACACAUGCAUUUUGUAAAUGAUAGGAAGCUCCUGCUAUUUGUUCUUGCCUUCAA
Messenger RNA from Musa acuminata AAA Group (dessert banana), 3982 nucleotides. Its product is annotated as transcription factor bHLH149-like. Gene Ontology annotation, biological process: regulation of DNA-templated transcription. The transcript is spliced from 8 exons. Gene Ontology annotation, molecular function: protein dimerization activity. The coding region runs from base 208 to 786 and encodes 192 amino acids. The record is from RefSeq and is a predicted model, not a curated record. Lineage: Eukaryota; Viridiplantae; Streptophyta; Magnoliopsida; Zingiberales; Musaceae.